CCGGCGGGAGAGAAGGACAGAGAGAGAGACAGGAGGGAGACAGAGGGACAGACAGGCCGAUGGCGGUCACGGCUCGCUACCUGAUCUAUUUCCAGUACUGCGGCACCAACUACAGUGGAGUCAUGAAAACUCCUUCACACCAGCCUGUUGCCGGGGUUCAGAAUCACUUGGAGGCUGCGCUGCAGAGACUGCGGCCAGACAACGAGGUGACCGUGUCCAUCUCGAGCCGGACGGACGCUGGCGUCCACGCCCACUGCAACUCCGCUCACUUUGACCUGCGGAGGAAGAAGGGGAAGGAGCCGUUUCCCGAGGAGCUCUUGGUCAGCGGCCUCAACUUCCACCUGAAGCCCGAGCCCAUCAGCAUCCUGAAGGCCUUUCGGGUGAGCGACACGUUCCACGCCCGGUUCAGCGCCCGGUCUCGGACGUACACGUACCGGCUGGUGACGGGGUGCGCCCACCACUCGCAUCUCCCCGUGUUUGAACGCAAUCUCUGCUGGCCCGUGUCCAGCAGACCUCUGAACACAGACGCCAUGAGGGAGGCAGCGAGCUUGCUGCUGGGCACGCACGACUUCAGCACCUUCCGCUCCUUGAACUCCGAGACCCCCUUCAAGUCACCGCUGAAGACACUGCUACAGGCCGAGCUCACGCCGGGAACCAGCAUCGCCACGCAGCAGACCCAUCACAGCCACCUGGAGUUCCUGGACCUCACCUUCCAGAGUCCGUCUUUCCUCUACAAACAGGUGCGGAGAAUGACGGGGGCUCUGGUGGCUGUUGGCCAGGGCAGGCUAACACCGCGGCACAUCGUCGAGUUGCUGGAGUGCCGUGACUCCAGGGCCUAUCCCGGCAGUUUCAUUGCACCACCCGGCGGCCUCUUCCUCAACACCGUGGAGUACGAUGAAAACGGUAAGCGAUCUUCGGGUGAAAGAUGACAUCACUGGGUGACGGGGGGGGGGGGGGGGGGGGGGAGUACGUGGACCACCUGUUGUCAUGGCAACCGGCAUCUAGGACCCAGAGCGACCGGGCCCCUACAUCGACUCAUGUGGACAUCAAUACUCCCGAAUGUGUCUGGAGUUAUGGAGAAGAUACAAUGCUGGAUGCAGGCUCAUGUUAAGCUGCCAAAAAUCAUCAGCUUCUAAAACUCUGGCUUGGUGGUGGGUGUCAGUGAGUGGGGAUGGAGCCAGAAUCUCCCAGCUUGGCAAAGUCCAUGGCCCCAGCCCCGACAGACAGACACACACACGCACACACGCACAUACACAC
Amblyraja radiata (thorny skate) is the source of this 1257-nucleotide messenger RNA. It is a transcript of the gene pusl1, whose product is annotated as pseudouridine synthase like 1. The record is from RefSeq and is a predicted model, not a curated record. The transcript has 8 exons. Gene Ontology annotation, biological process: tRNA pseudouridine synthesis. Gene Ontology annotation, molecular function: RNA binding; pseudouridine synthase activity. NCBI's taxonomy places the organism in Eukaryota, Metazoa, Chordata, Chondrichthyes, Rajiformes, Rajidae. Bases 60 to 929 code for a protein of 289 amino acids.